ACGCCAGCCGUGCCAUGCCAUACCGAGUUUUUGAAGAGUUUUAACUGAACGAAAGUGUGAGACCGUGAAGAACGAUCUCUGGUGGCGAUUUCAUUGGUUUGGAUUUCUUGUCUUGAUGCAUAUUCCAUUCUGAGCCUAGAAAUUCUUCUCAAGCCGAACGAUUUUUCUUAGGUUUUCCGUCAUUUCCCUCAACUGAUGCUCCUUUUCGAAGUUUUCUCUUCUGGGUCUAUUUUUGACGGGAUCUGAUGUGUAGUGCCUAGAUUGAUUUUUCCGAACUGGGACAUUAUCAUAUUAUAAAGCGGAGGCUUCCCUUUUUAAUCCGUAGAGGGAUUGGCUUCCUCAUCCUAAUUUAUUCCUAGGGUUUCUUUCGGUUUAGUUGCUUUGUCUUCGCAACAAUUGGCUGUGAAGUUGUUCUCUGUUUGAUCAGCUUGAUUAGUUUUCGGGGUUGAGAAUUUUGCCAUUGCUCUAGGGAUAUUGCUUUUCAUCCAAAUUUAUGAUCGGGUUCUUUCUUGGUUCAUGCUGAUGUCGCGAUGUGAUUGUAAGAUUCUACGGAUAUUAUGUUGUUUAAAUUGAAGAAUAGCCAAGGCUCUGUGCGCUCCUUGUUUCAGCAAGCUCUGCACCACCACCACCACCACCACCAUUAUCUUCUCAUGGCUCUUAUGGUUGGCUACGACCCUUCUUCCAACUUUACCAAGGCCUUUUCGGAGUAUUCAUCUCUUUCUUUUGGCCGUGGCAGUAGCCUCGGCUGCAACCUAUCUUUCCCAUUUCUUCGGAAGCAGCUGUAUGCUAAUGUUUUCCAAGUUAAUAGAUGCAUAGGAUUCACUCUUCAAGGUUGCUUCGAUACCAAUAACAAUAAUAAUAAGCUUUUUAUCAAGCCAAAGGCCCGUGGCUUUGCAGCUUUCCCUCGCCCGCCAUCGUUAGCGGAUAUAGAGGAUGUUACUGUCCGGGAUAAUAAUCGCAAUGCUACUAUAAAUACAUCGUUAAAUAGGAGUCCCACUAAACCUCUGAAUUUUCAGGAUUGCCAUUUGUCCAAGAAACUUGUUGUUGCGGUUGACGUUGAUGAAGUAUUAGGGAACUUCGUGUCAGCUUUGAACAGGUUCAUUGCAGAUCGAUACUCAUCAAAUUAUUCAGUUUCUGAAUAUCAUGUGUAUGAGUUCUUCAGGAUAUGGAAUUGUUCUCGUGAUGAAGCUGCUGCCCGUGUGCAUGAGUUUUUUAAGACACCAUAUUUCAAGACAGGGAUCCACCCUCUCCCAGGUGCUCAGACAGCCCUUCAGAAGUUAUCAAGAUUUUGUAACCUAUCAGUUGUAACAUCACGGCAGAAUGCAAUCAAGGACCAGACAAUUGAGUGGCUAGAGAAGAAUUUUCCGGGACUUUUUCAGGAAAUUCACUUUGGAAACCACUUUGCUCUUGAUGGGGUGCCUAGACCCAAGUCAGAGAUUUGUAGGUCUUUAGAUGCUCAAGUUCUAAUUGAUGAUAACCCAAGAUAUGCUAUAGAAUGUGCUGAAGUCGGAAUCAGGGUCCUGCUUUUUGAUUACGAGAACUCGUAUCCUUGGUGCAAGAUUGAAUCUGUUGAUCAGCAUCCUCUGGUGACUAAAGUUAAGAACUGGGAAGAAGUGGAGCAACAAAUAAUGUCAUUGACAGCUUCAUAGUCUCUAAUUCCUGCUGGUAACCUUUUUUGUGACACCACCCUUUUGCUAGAAGUAUUGUUCUAAUUAGUAGGCCUACAAUGUGUAUGGAGGAGGUGAGAUCAUUUGAAGCUGCUAGAGUUAGAGCACUUGCCUGGGAGGGCCGGGCUGGGGUAGGAGAAGUAUAAAAUUGCUCACAUUUACAUUCUUUUCUCCACUUUUGAGCAGCACCAUGCAAGAGUGGAACAUGAAGUUGUUCAAGUGGAAAUUCUCCUAUGAUUUGUUGGCAAAGAAUCCUUUUACAAUUCCGUUAUGGAUAUAGAAGUCGAACCAUUUACUUGGGUCGUUGUACAACAAUUAAGGAAAUUUGAAGACGCCUUUCUCCGUGCAUUGCAUGGAAUCUAGAA
This is a messenger RNA of Prosopis cineraria, 2032 nucleotides long. RefSeq lists its product as uncharacterized. Lineage: Eukaryota; Viridiplantae; Streptophyta; Magnoliopsida; Fabales; Fabaceae. Gene Ontology annotation, molecular function: 5'-nucleotidase activity. Bases 558 to 1649 code for a protein of 363 amino acids. The transcript has 6 exons. The record is from RefSeq and is a predicted model, not a curated record. Gene Ontology annotation, biological process: deoxyribonucleotide catabolic process.